Molecule: messenger RNA, 1924 nt
Organism: Oryza brachyantha (malo sina)
Lineage: Eukaryota; Viridiplantae; Streptophyta; Magnoliopsida; Poales; Poaceae
Product: protein IQ-DOMAIN 1
Exons: 6
Coding region: 145-1707 (520 amino acids)
Molecular function (GO): protein binding
Source: RefSeq, a predicted model, not a curated record
UUUCGGGGUGGCUGGCGUGUGGGGCCCGCAGCAUGGCGAGAUAGCGGACGUGGCAGGUCGCCGUCGCUGAGGGGGGGUAUCGCCGGAACUGUUCCUCCCAUCCCGCCGGCGGCGGCGCGACGGUGGGUCGGAGUCGCGCGAGAGAUGGGAAGGAAGGGGAAGUGGCUCGACGCCGUGCAGAGAGUCCUGAGCACGUCGGAGAACGGCCGCGACGAGAGCGAAGGGAAGGGCAAGAGGUCGUCGGCCCUGAAGAGGAUACUGCACCUCAGCAAGUCGAACCCGUCCACAUCGGCGGCGGCGGCGGCGGCGGGGACCUCUCCGGCGGCUCAGCGACCACACCAUCAUCAUCCUGCACCAGCACCAGCACCAGCACGCCCUGAUCAGCAGCAGGAUGAGGGUAUCAAGGAGGCGAAAUUCACGGAACCUGGCAGCGAUCAAUCCUCGGCCGUCGCCGUCCCGGAGGACGCUGCCGCCGCCGCCGCUCCUCCAAGAACUACUCCCGCGCUCUCCGUCGAAGAGCUCGCCGCCGUCAGGAUUCAGGCGGCCUGCAGGGUCUACCUGGCAAGGAGAUCACACCAGGCGAGAGGGCUGGACCGGUUGAUGUCUCUGAUGGAGGGAGUCGCCGUCAGGCGCCAGACCGACGAAGCGUUGUACUGCAUGCAGACGAUGACGAGGGUUCAGACUCAGAUUCACUCCAGGCGGGUGAAGACGGAGGAGGACAAGAAGGCCGCGAAGAUCCAGGCCCACGUCAAACAGGGCCUUGACAAAGCAAAGAUCGGUGAGGGUUGGGACCAUGGCCAUCAGUCCAGGGAGCAGGUGGACGCCGUGCUGACGAUGAAGCAAGAGGCCGCUUCAAGGCGGCAGAGGGCGUUGGCGUACGCAUUUUCUCAUCAGUGGAGCAACAGGAAACCUUCGUCUGCGCGAGCUGCACCGCCUCCAAUGUUCAUGGACACCGGCAACCCCAGCUGGGGAUGGAGCUGGGCGGAGCGCUGGAUAGCGGCGGCGAGGCCGUGGGAGAGCCAGACCACGCCGGACAACGGCGGGCGUGCACCGCCGAUCAAAGGCGGCGGCGGGAGACGGAUGCCCAUAUCGGUGCAGAUACCCACGACACCGGGGGGCAGGUUCGCGCGGCCGCCGAGCUGCCCGUCGCCGUCGACACCCACGCCGCGGUCGCCCUCGGUGCCGUGGAGGACGUCGCCGGCAGUGCCGACGAGUCCGGCCGCCAGCCCGUUACGCAGGUCGGCGACGGCGACCGGCCUGCGCCGCACGGCGAGCCUGCAGUCGGAGCGGCCACGGAGCAGCCAGGAGCGUCGUCCUGUGGGGAGCAACAGCCCCGUCCAUGGCGAUAAAGGCGGCGGCGGCGGCGUCUUCUCGCUCCGGCGCUCGACGAGCCUCCGGUCGGGGGAGCUGCCGACGAGGCUGAGCCUAGGAGGAGGAGCAGCCCCCGCCCCAGCGACGGCGAGAGACGACGCGCCGCUGACGCCCAGCUACAUGCAGACGACCAAGUCGGUGAGGGCCAAGGCGGCCCGGCCGCCGGCGCUCGAGCUCCCCGCCGAGAGAACGCCUGAUGCGCCCUCGCCGUCGGUGAUCAACAGGCGCCUCUCCCUGUCUUCCGUGGACAAGGCGAGCGUCUCAUCGCCAACGAGCAAGGCGAAGGCCGACAGGUCGAUGCCGCGGCGCUCGCGGCCUCCGAGCCCAAGGAUUUAGCCGGCAAUCGGACUGGCGGCGAGCGCCGGCGACGUGGAUCGAUCAUCUUCAACUGCUUUCUCUUAGCUUCUUGUAUGAUUAAUUUGCAUUCUUUUCCUUUUAUCGUCUACUGUUAGUGUUUGACACAGUUUGAAGCUCAGUUUGAUUUACGUCGGUUGAGUAUGUAUCACCAUUAUGAAUAGCCAUUCUUUCAUAUUUCAUUUGGAAGUAAAUUUCA